Molecule: messenger RNA, 1323 nt
Organism: Rubroshorea leprosula
Lineage: Eukaryota; Viridiplantae; Streptophyta; Magnoliopsida; Malvales; Dipterocarpaceae
Source: the annotation of a GenBank genome assembly
UUUCUUAACCGCCUUCCUUUUUGGUUCAUUUGGGUUUCUUCCUUCUCUUUUUCUACUGCUCUUUCUCUGACUCAGAAGAAAAAUGGAGGAGUUGGAUUCUAUGUGGUAUCAAGAGAGUGUUGAUGAACUGCAUGUCAAGCUUCAAUAUUCGACAAUUGAGUUGGAGUCGGUGAAAAUGAAGGCAAGUGAGCAAUUGAGAAGGCACAGAGAGGAUGUAAAGAAUUUGCUCAAUCUUCUGAAGAUUGCUUACCAACAAAGAGAUGAAGCCAGGGAUCAAUUGCAGAAGCUGCUCAACAAGUUCAUGGCUUCCAGUCCUAAUGACUUGCUUCGUGCUCCCCACUAUACCCAACUUGGGAGUCCUCUCUUCACGCAUGCGAAGGCAAACUCAAGCAUAACUGAGUCCAAUAGCCUGAACAGUUUAUCUGAUACCUAUAAUCAUCAAUCUCAUGGCUCUUCCCCAGUUGAUUCCUUUUUUGAUGCAGCAACUUCACCAGAAUUCUCAAGCAUCAAUAUGGCUGAUUCAAGCAAGAUGAGGAUAGUGAAUCAGCCCCUUUUUCAAGAGUAUAAAGGCUCUAUGUCAUCAGGGUUAGUCUCCUCAGGAGUGAACAAGAAUGAUCCCGCUAUUGCUCUAAUUGAUGCUAUUGCAAAGGGAAAACCUUUACCAGAAAAGGGGAAACUUUUGCAGGCCGUCAUAGAAGCUGGGCCUCUCCUUCAGACCAUUCUUAUUACUGGACCCCUUCCCCGGUGGAGAAACCCUCCUCCUCUACAACCUCUCAAACUUCCACCUGUUUCCAUUAAAGGAUGUAAUGCAGACAAUGUUAACCAGAAUCCAAAACCAGUUCCAAACCCAAAUAGCAUUGCUCAAAAACCACUGAAUUCAUCACAUAUUCAGAUGUCUCGAGGCCAUCCUCAUCUUUGCUCAACAUCUAUGUUGAAUUUUUCGAGUUCUGCCCCUGGUUCGGGAGUAGGUACGGUGACGCUUACUGCAAGUGCUGCUGUUAGUACACAAGUACCAACUGUAAAACGCCAAAGAAUUCAAUGAGUGAAAAAAUGGGGGAGUUUGCUAUUCUUCUGGAAAACAAACUUCAAAGGGUUGGUGAUGUAAAUGAGAUACUCUUUUUUGGAGGGUUUGAAUGAUAUAGCUAUCCAACAUUUAAACGUAGUUUUCUUUGAUUGUCUUCUUCAAAUUUUCCUUCUUUUUAGUUUUGUUCUUGUAAAAUCCAAAGUUUGGAUUGAUAUCAUCUUAGCUUGGGAACAAAAGCCUUGAAGUUCCUAGUGCUUUACAUAUAAUGUAUUCUAAAUAUUAUCCACAAAUUCAAAUGU